Molecule: messenger RNA, 1660 nt
Organism: Cylas formicarius (sweet potato weevil)
Lineage: Eukaryota; Metazoa; Arthropoda; Insecta; Coleoptera; Brentidae
Gene: Idh3a
Product: probable isocitrate dehydrogenase [NAD] subunit alpha, mitochondrial
Exons: 5
Coding region: 86-1240 (384 amino acids)
Biological process (GO): tricarboxylic acid cycle; isocitrate metabolic process
Cellular component (GO): mitochondrion
Molecular function (GO): NAD binding; isocitrate dehydrogenase (NAD+) activity; magnesium ion binding
Source: RefSeq, a predicted model, not a curated record
CAAUAAAUAAUCCCAAGUUUGCACGUAAGCGUUUCGAUAGAACGGAUCGCUGUCAUUCAUUCAAUAUUCUCGAUUUAUACCUAAAAUGUCCAGUUUUUUCAAUUCAAAAAGCGCGGGUAACGUUCUCACGAAAUUCUUAAGACUCCUUAAAAUUAACCCCGAAAAAAACGUCCCUUCGAUCAUAAAAUCCGCCGCGGCCAAGCCCCUCGGUACCAGACUGUACAGUAGCGAAAUCAGGAAAUGUACUCUUAUCCCCGGAGACGGUAUCGGCCCGGAAAUAUCGGCGGCGGUACAGAAAAUCUUUUCCACUGCAAAAGUGCCCAUCGAAUGGGAGUCUGUCGACGUAACUCCUGUAAGGGGCCCGGACGGGAAAUUCGGGAUUCCGCAGGCGGCUAUCGACUCUGUCAACUGCAACAAAAUCGGUUUAAAAGGGCCUCUUAUGACGCCUGUGGGCAAAGGCCACAGAUCGCUAAAUUUAGCUUUAAGGAAGGAGUUUAAUCUUUAUGCCAAUGUGAGACCCUGCAGAAGCUUGGAGGGGUAUAAAACGCUUUAUGAUGAUGUGGACGUUGUGACUAUUAGGGAAAACACAGAAGGCGAAUAUUCUGGUAUCGAGCACGAAAUCGUCGAUGGAGUGGUGCAAAGUAUUAAACUUAUUACAGAAGAAGCUUCUAUCAGGGUCGCAGAGUUUGCGUUUCAAUAUGCCAAAGAAAAUAACCGCUCCAAAGUAACCGCAGUGCAUAAGGCAAAUAUUAUGCGCAUGUCCGAUGGUCUGUUCUUAAGGUGCUGCAGAGAGAUGGCCAACAAAUAUCCGGACGUCAAAUUUGAAGAGAAAUACCUCGACACUGUGUGUUUAAACAUGGUGCAAGACCCCUCACAGUAUGAUGUAUUAGUCAUGCCCAACUUAUAUGGCGACAUUUUGUCUGACAUGUGCGCUGGUUUAGUGGGAGGACUGGGAUUGACGCCGUCAGGAAACAUCGGGCUUAACGGGGCCUUGUUCGAGUCGGUACACGGCACAGCGCCCGACAUCGCGGGCCAAGACAAGGCCAACCCAACCGCGCUACUGUUGUCGGCCAUAAUGAUGUUGAGGUAUAUGCAGCUCAACAAGCCCGCGGAAAUCAUAGAGCGCGCUUGUUUCGACACCAUCAAGGAAGCCAAGUACUUGACAGGCGACCUGGGCGGCAGCGCCAAGUGUUCAGAGUUCACCAACGCCAUCUGCGAGAAAAUCUCAAACUCGUUGUAACGAGGAGUCGCGUCAGCUGAAGAAUAUAUUUAUCGAUCGCGUUGGUAGCAAAGCGAACCGUCUGGAAUAGCAGGCAUUUCGCGAGAUCUGCGUUAAUAAUUAGCGGAAAAUUCAGGACGUACCAAAUUCUGUAAAUACGGUUAGCUUGAGAAAUCUCUCUCUCUCUUAUUGUUGUUGUUAAUAGAGCAGUUGUAAUAUAUAUAUAUAUAUAUAUAUAUAUAUAUAUAUAUAUAUAUAUAUAUAUAUAUAUAUAUAUAUAUAUAUAUAUAUUGUAAGUAUAUAUAAUUGUUGAACGAUGUUUAAUUUGUAGCUAAAAUGCAGUUGUGUGUCCAGUAUUGUUCGGAAAACGAAGUUCGUGUGAUUUUUUUAUUUAUGUCGCGUCUUAUUUAUGUGAAUAAAUUGGUUGCAUUUUGCCGUUAA